This is a messenger RNA of Myiozetetes cayanensis, 3033 nucleotides long. RefSeq names its product ephrin A2 (gene EFNA2). Gene Ontology annotation, molecular function: ephrin receptor binding. Gene Ontology annotation, biological process: ephrin receptor signaling pathway; axon guidance; osteoclast differentiation. The transcript is spliced from 4 exons. Lineage: Eukaryota; Metazoa; Chordata; Aves; Passeriformes; Tyrannidae. Gene Ontology annotation, cellular component: plasma membrane. The record is from RefSeq and is a predicted model, not a curated record. The coding region runs from base 35 to 634 and encodes 199 amino acids.
GCGGCCGGAGCCGCGCCCGCCGCCCGCCGGGACGAUGGUGCGCUGCGGGGCGGCCGCGCUGCUCGCCGCGCUCCUCGGCGUCUGCGUCUGGACCGACGAGACCGGGAAAGUUAUCUCGGACCGGUUCGCCGUCUACUGGAACCGGAGCAACCCCAGGUUCCACCGCGGGGACUACACGGUGGAGGUGAGCAUCAACGACUACCUGGACAUCUACUGCCCGCACUACGAGGAGCCGCUGCCCGAGCGGAUGGAGAGGUACAUCCUGUACAUGGUGAACUACGAGGGACACGCGUCCUGCGACCACCGGCAGCGCGGCUUCAAGCGCUGGGAGUGCAACCGCCCCGACUCCCCCAACGGGCCCCUCAAGUUCUCCGAGAAGUUCCAGCUCUUCACCCCCUUCUCGCUGGGGUUUGAGUUCAGACCCGGCCACGAGUACUAUUACAUCUCCGCGUCCCCCCCGAACACGGUGGACAGGCCCUGCCUGAAGCUGAAGGUUUAUGUUCGGCCAACGAAUGAUUCCCUCUACGAGUCCCCGGAGCCCAUUUUCACCAGCAACAACUCGUGCUGCAGCCUCAGGGUCCCGCCGGCCGCGCUGGCGGUGGUGCCGGUCGUCUGGACGCUCCUGGCCUUGUAGCACCGACCCCAACGCGCCAGGAGCGGCUCCGCGGGGCGGGAGCAGCCCGGGGACGGAUCCUGCCCACCCCGAACCACCCGGAUGGUGCCUGGGGAGGUCGCUGGUGCUGCCGGUGAGGAUCCUGCCGCCACGUGAAGGCCCUGCCGUGGCACAGUCAUCGCGCUGGGAGCGGUGCCGGGCUGUCCCGCGGGAUGGAUCCCGGCUCCCAUCCCUGUCCCGCAGCUCAAGCUCCGGCCGUCCCGGUCGGGCAUCGCUUUUUACAUUUCUAGACCAAAUACAGAGUCCUCGUCCGUUUGUGGUUUUUUUUUUUAUUUUUAAGGGAAAAAAAAAAAAAAGGUUUUUAUUUUUAUUUGUUGGGUUUUUUCCCGGCCGGGUUCCCCCCCAGGCCAGACUGACCUGCCCGGGGCCAGGCUCAGCCCCCGCCCGGUGCAGCCUCCGGAUUGCCGGGACCGCCGGACACAGCGAUGGUGCCAACGGCUCCGUGGGCACGGACUCCUUCCCAGCCCGGCCGCAGGAUGUGACAGAGCCGGUCCGGACAGCCCUGGACACUCCCGGGCAUGGGGGGUCUGGACAGACACGGCCCCCACUGAGCCCCUGGGGGGUCACCUCGUUCCCUGCGCUCGCGCCGCAGGUGGCACCAAUGUCCCCCUGGAACACCGGGACAGCUCCGUGAACAGCAAAGGAAAGUGGAUACAGCCGAGGGGAGCACCAGGAACGGCCGGCACGGAGGCACUGGGAUGGCCAGUGCUGGGAGCACUGGGAUGGCCAGCAUGGAGCAGCAGCAGGAAUGACCAGCUGGUGCAGGGAGCACUGGAAUGGGUGGCGUGGAGAGCACUGGAAUGGCUGGCGUGGAGAGCACCAGGAAUGGCCGGCGUGAAGAGCGGUAGGAAUGUCUGGCUGGCACAGGGAGCACAGGGAAUGGCCAGCACAGAGAGCACCAGGGACGACUGGGACUGGGAGCACCGGGAAUGGCCAGCACUGAGAGCACCGAGGAGGGACGGCACUGGAGGUGGCUGGCACUGGGAGCGCUGGGAAUGGCUGACACUGAAAAUGGCCAGCACUGGGAACACCAGGAAUAGCUGGCACUGAAAAUGGCCGGCACUGGGAACACCAGGAAUAGCUGGCACUGAAAAUGGCUGGCACUGGGAACACCGGGAACGGGCGGCUGGCACUGGGAGCACCGCCGGGCGCUGGGAGCCGGCGGGCCGGGCUCGCCCAGCCGUGGGCAUCAUUCCAAGGGCUGGAGCCCCUGCCGGAGCAGGGCUGAGCUCGCCAGGGCGGGAGGAGGUUGUGCCAUGGAUUUUCCUCCUCCGCUCUGCACCGUGUCCCCCCGAUGCCUUGGGGGUCCAAGAGUCCCUCCAGGGGGGCCGUGUGCGGGACCAUCGAUGGUGCUCCCCAUGGUCACCCCGUUGUCCCCGACAUUCUGGGGCUGGGCUUGGGGAUUUUUCUCUUUUCCUUUGCAUUAAUAAGCAAAACCCCCCAAACCCCCUGAUCCGAGGUUGGCCCUGACCCCAGGGGUGGCAGAUCCCCAGGGAGGGGUCCCCCCGCAGCCCCGGGGUCUGACCCCUCCUCGCCUUAAAUCUGGGGCUGUCCCACCUGGGGGGGGUCCCGUGCCUGUCCCACAGAGCCCCCCCAUUCCCCAGGGGGUUGGUGGUCCCAGGGGAUGCCGGUGAAGGGCUCAGACCCGACCGCAGCCCCCCAUUCCAAGGAUCCUGGCCCUUCCCACGCCGGGGGCUCCGUCCCUGUACAUACAGCACUAUACUGUGAGCGGUUUUUUUUAUGUAUUGUUGAGAAUGGAUUUUAUGGAAGGGUUUAUCUUAUUUUAUUUUUAUUUUUUAGACUAGGAAGCUGGAAUCUCGCAAUAAGCUCAUCUCCACCAUCCAAAAAAAAAAACCCCAGACAAACAGAAAAAAAAAUACAAAAAAAAGAAAAAACCCACAAUAAAAAAAAAAUCGCAUUCCCUGCCGUCCCUGUCCCUGUCCCCGUGUGUCCAGACCAGGUCGUGGUUCCCGAAGGUGACAAAAGCGUUGUGUUUAGGUGGGGGGAUGCAGGGGGUACCCACUGGGCUCUGACACGGAGCCGGCAGCACCCGCCUGGCCUUCGGUCUGUGUUUUAUAUAUAUAUAGAUUAUAUAUAUAAAUAUCUAUAUUGUGUACAGCGACUGUGGGAGAGUGGAAGGACGGAGGCGGCGGCGGGGCCGGCGGUGGCGGGGGCAGGGCUGGGGGUCCCCCAGAGCAGCCCCCCCCUCCUCGGCGCUGCCCCUCCGUGCCGGUCCCUGUUGUGCCUCGCUCCGUCCUUCGACAUCCCGCUUUCGUCCUCGACGUCGUGCUGAUGGUAACCGGAUCUAUCGCCCCCCGUUUGGAUUCUGUAUUUUUUUAUAAUAAAAUGCAAAUAAAUGU